Molecule: messenger RNA, 930 nt
Organism: Aphanomyces invadans
Lineage: Eukaryota; Oomycota; Saprolegniomycetes; Saprolegniales; Verrucalvaceae
Exons: 1
Coding region: 29-868 (279 amino acids)
Source: RefSeq, a predicted model, not a curated record
ACAUUUCCAUCCUCGAGGUAAAGCGACGAUGAGCACCCCGACCAACUUUUCGACCCCUAUGUACCAUGCGCCGCGCGCCAUGAGCCCUACCAAGCAGUCCACGCGUGGAUCCUUGGCUAGCCUGCCCAGCUUUGGACGGUUCCUCACCUGCAGCACACCACCAAACCACGUCGUCAAGCGCCUGCCGCCUUCUACACCUAUUGUCGACUGCCUUGCGCCGUUCAACCCCUUCCUCACGGUCGUGGGUAGUCCCAAGCCAACUUUGGAUGCGUCCCCUUGUGUGUAUGACAACUGCGACAAGUUUGCCAAGAUCAACAAGCUUUGCCUCGGUCACUUCCGCUUGAUCACAUCGUCUGCCGCCACCCCGCGCCAACCCAUCCACCCAGUGUCCCCGGCGUUGUCUGCGGUCGACCGCCCCAAAUAUGCCAACCGCCGAUGCAAACACUUAGGCUGCUCCAAGUACGGUCUCGCAGGUGGAUUUUGCAUUUCUCAUGGCGGUGGCAAGAAGUGCCUGGACGACGGGUGCGACACAACGGCUCAGAGCGGAGGGUACUGCAAGUCUCAUGGCGGAGGUAGCCGCUGCCGCUUCGAGAACUGUCCCCGCAUCGCCAAGCGAAAGGGCGUGUGCAAGGAGCACGGAGGACGGCACUUGUGUAAGGUUGAAGGGUGUGGAAAAUGUGCCCACAAGAGCGGUCUGUGCGUUGGGCAUGGUGGCGGCCGCAAGUGCUCCGUCGAUGGCUGCGUCAAGACAGCCCAAGGCAAAGGCGUGUGCUACACUCACGGAGGAGGAAAGCGCUGCAGCCUGGAAGGAUGCAACCACGCCGCCCGACGAGGGGGGUUUUGCAUCACCCACACCACCAAGCAGUAGAGGAAGCAUAUGGUUAGUUAGAACUGUACAAUUGCAGCACUCAAAUGGCAGAGUGUCCCGUC